Didymella exigua CBS 183.55 is the source of this 2988-nucleotide messenger RNA. Its product is annotated as DUF21-domain-containing protein. Gene Ontology annotation, cellular component: intracellular membrane-bounded organelle. Bases 360 to 2567 code for a protein of 735 amino acids. The transcript has 4 exons. The record is from RefSeq and is a predicted model, not a curated record. NCBI's taxonomy places the organism in Eukaryota, Fungi, Ascomycota, Dothideomycetes, Pleosporales, Didymellaceae. Gene Ontology annotation, biological process: magnesium ion homeostasis.
GCGGCGGAGGACCUGUCAGACAGUCGUCUGGAUCUCUGAUGUGGCAGCGCGGUGCUUGGGCACGGCAUUAUUGGGAGCGUCGAGGGCACCUCGCGGAACACGGCACCGCAUGCCAACAGUUGGGCAGGCCGGACUGUGAGAUUGCCCAGGUGUUCGCGCUGCAGUUUGUUGCAGUUUGUGCCGUGACCCACCCGUGCACAGUCCGCCCGCUGGCCGCGCCAUCCGCGAAUUUGACCAGUCUGUGCCGCUGCGACUAAUACUGCGACUGCGACUCUUUCGUCACUGCAGUCUGUACUGCGUUCCCUCGCCGCCCGCGCGACACGCAUUACUUCCCACCGCACCUGGGUGCUGCAUCUGCCAUGGCCGCCGCCCUCAGCGCCCCAAGAGGCCUCAAUGGCUCGCGCGCCGGGCGCGUCCACAUGCUGCUCGUCUGCGUCUUCCACGCCUUCGCGCCCCUGGCCAAGGCCCUCCCGCUCGCCGGUCUCGUCAGCGCACGCGCCGAUGAGGAGCUGCCCAAGUCGCCCGACGACGCGAGUCUCUGGGUCUAUCUAGGCAUUGCCGUCGCCCUCGUGCUCGCCGGCGGCGUCUUCGCGGGCCUGACCAUCGCGCUGAUGGGACAGGACGAGAUCUAUCUGCAGGUCCUGGCCACGUCGGGCGAGCCCAACGAGCGCCGUACGUCCAAGAAGGUGCUGCGCCUGCUCCAGUACGGCAAGCACUGGGUGCUCGUCACGCUGCUGCUGAGCAACGUCAUCACCAACGAAACGCUGCCCAUUGUCCUGGACAGGUCCCUGGGCGGAGGCUGGCCCGCCGUCCUCAGCUCCACCAUCCUCAUUGUCAUCUUCGGCGAAGUCGUCCCCCAGUCCAUCUGCGUCCGCUACGGCCUGCCCAUCGGCGCCUGGUGCGCGCCGCUGGUCCUUGGCCUCAUGUGGAUCAUGUCCCCCGUCGCCUGGCCCACGGCAAAGCUGCUCGACUACCUGCUCGGCGAGGACCACGGCACCACGUACAAGAAGGCCGGCCUGAAGAGCCUGGUCACGCUGCACAAGUCGCUGGGCCACGCCGACGAGCGCCUCAACGAGGACGAGGUCACCAUCAUCUCCGCUGUGCUCGACCUCAAGGCGAAGGCCGUCGGCAGCAUCAUGACCCCUAUGAAGGACGUCUUCACCAUGCCUUCCGACACGGUCCUGGACGAGAAGAUGAUGGAGAACAUCCUGUCCGCCGGCUACUCGCGCAUUCCCAUCCACACCCCCGAUAACCCGAACGACUUCGUCGGCAUGCUCCUCGUCAAGAUGCUCAUCACCUACGACCCCGAGGAUGCUCUGCGUGUGCGCGAGUUCGCCUUGGCUACUCUCCCGGAGACGCGCCCCGAGACCAGCUGCCUGGACAUUAUCAACUUCUUUCAGGAGGGCAAGUCCCACAUGGUGCUCGUUUCCGACUUCCCCGGCGACUCCCACGGCGCCGUCGGUGUCGUCACCCUCGAGGACGUCAUCGAGGAGCUCAUUGGCGAGGAAAUCAUUGACGAGUCUGAUGUCUUUGUUGACGUCCACAAGGCCAUUCGCCGCAUGGCCCCCGCCCCGCGAACCCGUGUGCCCAAGGGUGCUGUUGUCCUGGACGGCUCCCACAAGCCGUCCGAAGCGCAAGUCAUCGGUGGCGAGACUGAUACGGAGCAGAACGGUGGCCCCCGCAAGAUGUCAAUGCCCGAGCAAAGCGACCUCCGCCCGGCUACGUUUAUGCUUCGUCGCCGCAGCACUGGCAACAAGGGGUCAUCGGACCCCCUUCGCGCCGACGACCCUGAAGUCAUGAAGCAUCUGAAGCACCUCGGCCCCUCGAAUGCUGCCAACCGCCCCAAGUCCACUCGUAUUAACACCGUCAAGAUCAAGCCCGCUCACACGAACUCUCCGGGCCCCGAAAUCCCCGCAACGAUCCCCGAGGACGCGCGUCCAGCGUCGCAGGGCAUCCUAGCGCAAGAAUCGCACGCGCCUGAAGGUGGAAUCGGCGAGGGUCUCCUCUCGUCUGCCGCCCGUGAAGCUAGCGACGGCGUGCACAGUUUGGCCGUUGGAUAUGGUACAAUGGCUACGCCUAGUGGCGACCGCAUGUCAUGGAAGUCUGGCAAGACUAGCACCAAGAACGCGGGUGAAGAUGCGAUUUCUCCGGGUGCUCAGCCAUUCCCCUCUUACGCUGAGGUUGCGGCGGAUGGUGCCAACGGCAACGACCAAGACCAGUCGCGCGGACGACGCAACUCGCACAGCACUAUUGGUUCUCUGCGCUCUGGGAGAUCUCGCUCGCCUCCUAAGAAGCGCCACACAGCCCGCAGCGGUAGCAUCUCUGAGAACGUCAUCGACGUGAACGGUGUGAAGAAGAUCGUGCUGGAGACUACAAGUUCUAGCGACUCCGAAGACAAGCUCGCAGGCAGCCACGCUGACAGUGCUCAAGAUUCGCGACAGCAGUCCGAAGAUGAAUCGCUGCACGCAAGCAAGAGUGAUAGCAAGAAGAAGAGGAAGAAGCGAGGUAAGAAGAAGAACAAGGGCGGUAACAGCAGCGAGUCGCAACCCCUACUGGGCAACCAGUAACCCCGGUUCUUCUUCGAAUCGUGUUGUUGAUGAGCAAGUUUUAGCAUUCGCAGAGAUGAGCGCGAGCGUGGGCACAACAGGUUCAAGCAGGACCGAGAACACGAGGCCUGGCGUAAGUCGGUCUGUCAUGGAACGAUUCAAAAACAGAAUUCUUCUUCGCGACGAAGCGUGUGCAGGCGGCGGGGAGGACGCAGAGCGUACCGCGUAAUGGACAUACAAAUGGGCUGGCACAUUUCGGGCUUCUUUCUAUCAAUGGGUUUUGUAUCAUAUCAAAAGUAAGCACGGCGUCGUCAGCGGUGUUACUUCCAUCUUUAAAUGCUGAGCUUCGUUUCCUGUGCCGUGUGUGUGCGGGCAAGUUCCUCGCCUGCAUUUCUACAGCCCGUGUUCUCCAUUCGAAUGAUUUUGGAUUGACUGGUAACGC